CUUCUGACAAGAUUCUGGUGCUGCUACUCCCGCUUUCGCUGCUGAAGACUACUUUGGGUUGCAGGAACGAUCAAAAGACAAGACGAAUCCAACACUUAAACAUUCUGUGUUAAUCAAACCUAUUCGUUCUGAUAUUAGAAGCGGUUCGUGUGUCGAGAAGCGAGAGGAACACUGAAGAGAAAAGAAAUAUAACAGCCAUGAAGAGUCUCGUCCUUUUCUUAUUUCUUUUCGUUGUUGGUCUUUGGGUGACUGAAGGAAAGCGGUGGACUCAAGGAGCGUUGAGGGCUACAGGACUGCCAGUGACUCGUGAAGGAGGGGAUGAACAAGAGAGUGCACCACUAGCAAAUGAUGAAGAUGAUUCAGAGGUACUUGAUGCAAUUGAUGAAGAAUCCGACAGUGAAGAUGGCCCAGUGACUGGAAUUCCGCUGUUUCGUAAAAAACCAGUUGAUUCUGGUAACUCGACGAGAAAAGGAAAAAGUCUUGGUGUGUUGAAAUCUCGAAAAUGUCGAAAGGGGUGUUUUAGAACCGUGAGCUACAUUAUAAGAAGAAGAUGGUUCUACUUUACUGCUUAUAAACAAAUCCGUAUACCCUGUCACAAUUGCUGUAAAGGAUGGUCUAGCAUGCGCGGAAGGUGUACAGACAUAGACGAGUGCACACGGAACCCAUGCGGGGCACAGGGGACAUGCACCAACACACAAGGAUCCUACACAUGUGCCUGUAAUCCAGGGUUCGAGUCCAACGGAAUUGCAUGCAUUGACAAAAACAAGUGCACAGGAAACCCAUGUGCGGCACAGGGGACAAACACCAACACAGUAGGAUCCAACACAAUGGCCUGUAAUCCAGGGUUCGAGUUCAGCGGAACAACAUGCACUGACAUAAACGAGUGCACAGGAAACCCAUGCGGGCCACAUGGGACAUGCACCAACAACAUAGGAUCCUACAUGUGUGCCUGUAAUCUAGGGUUCGAGUCCGACGGAAUAACAUGCAUUGACAUAAACGAGUGCACUGGUUUCCCAUGCGGGGUAAAUGAGGUUUGCACCAACACACCAGGAUCCUACACAUGUGCCUGCAGUCCAGGGUACGAGUCCAAGGGAACAUUUUGCGGUGACAUAAACGAGUGCACAGAAAACCCAUGCGGGCCACAUGGGACAUGCACCAACAACAUAGGAUCCUACAGGUGUGCCUGUAAUCUAGGGUUCGAGUCCAACGGAAUAACAUGCAUUGACAUUAACGAGUGCACAGGUUUCCCAUGCGGGGUAAAUGAGGUUUGCACCAACACACCAGGAUCCUACACAUGUGCCUGCAGUCCAGGGUACGAGUCCAACGGACAAUUUUGCGGUGACAUAAACGAGUGCACAGGAAACCCAUGCGGGCCACAUGGGUCAUGCACCAACAACAUAGGAUCCUACAUGUGUGCCUGUAAUCUAGGGUUCGAGUCCAACGGAAUAACAUGCAUUGACAUAAACGAGUGCACUGGUUUCCCAUGCGGAGUAAAUGAGGUUUGCUCCAACACACCAGGAUCCUACACAUGUGCCUGCAGUCCAGGGUACGAGUCCAACGGAAAAGUUUGCGCUGACAUAAACGAGUGCACAGAAAACCCAUGCGGGCCACAUGGGUCAUGCACCAACAACAUAGGAUCCUACAUGUGUGCCUGUAAUCUAGGGUUCGAGUCCAACGGAAUAACAUGCAUUGACAUAAACGAGUGCACUGGUUUCCCAUGCGGAGUAAAUGAGGUUUGCUCCAACACACCAGGAUCCUACACAUGUGCCUGCAGUCCAGGGUACGAGUCCAACGGAAAAGUUUGCGCUGACAUAAACGAGUGCACAGAAAACCCAUGCGGGCCACAUGGGACAUGCACCAACAACAUAGGAUCCUACAUGUGUGCCUGUAAUCUAGGGUUCGAGUCCAACGGAAUAACAUGCAUUGACAUUAACGAGUGCACUAGUUGGCCAUGCGGGGUAAAUGAGGAUUGCACCAACACACCAGGAUCCUACACAUGUGCCUGCAGUCCAGGGCACGAGUCCAAGGGAACAUUUUGCGGUGACAUAAACGAGUGCACAGAAAACCCAUGCGGGCCACAUGGGUCAUGCACCAACAACAUAGGAUCCUACAUGUGUGCCUGUAAUCUAGGGUUCGAGUCCAACGGAAUAACAUGCAUUGACAUAAACGAGUGCACAGAAAACCCAUGCGGGCCACAUGGGACAUGCACCAACAACAUAGGAUCCUACAUGUGUGCCUGUAAUCUAGGGUUCGAGUCCAACGGAAUAACAUGCAUUGACAUAAACGAGUGCACAGAAAACCCAUGCGGGCCACAUGGGACAUGCACCAACAACAUAGGAUCGUACAGGUGUGCCUGUAAUCUAGGGUUCGAGUCCAACGGAAUAACAUGCAUUGACAUUAACGAGUGCACUGGUUGGCCAUGCGGGGUAAAUGAGGAUUGCACCAACACACCAGGAUCCUACACCUGUGCCUGCAGUCCAGGGUACGAGUCCAAGGGAACAUUUUGCGGUGACAUAAACGAGUGCUCGUUUCUCCCAUGCUGGGACGAUCAAGUAUGCACCAACAACAUAGGAUCCUACACAUGUGCUUGCCAUCCAGGGUACGAGUCCAACGGAAAUUUUUGCGCUGCUAUCGGCUAAUUCUAACGAAUUUAAAAAUAUUCACAGCAGAACAUCUCUGUCGAUCACAUUUCUGGCAUGACAUCGUCCCUCUGAUUGAUCUCCGUAUGACCUGACUCACCGUUUAUUACGUAAAUUCCACACCAGGUCAUCUUCACGGAAAAGACGAUCUAAUCAUCCAAAUAUGUCUCUUACAUAUUAUUAUAUUAACAUAAUUUCGUUUCCUCUUGUCUUUUUAUUAAUUGAAUAAAUUAAUCUGAUUCAUUAAAGGAUACUCUAA
Molecule: messenger RNA, 2898 nt
Organism: Octopus sinensis (East Asian common octopus)
Lineage: Eukaryota; Metazoa; Mollusca; Cephalopoda; Octopoda; Octopodidae
Product: latent-transforming growth factor beta-binding protein 4
Exons: 21
Coding region: 198-2639 (813 amino acids)
Molecular function (GO): calcium ion binding
Source: RefSeq, a predicted model, not a curated record